Molecule: messenger RNA, 700 nt
Organism: Beta vulgaris subsp. vulgaris (sugar beet)
Lineage: Eukaryota; Viridiplantae; Streptophyta; Magnoliopsida; Caryophyllales; Amaranthaceae
Product: pathogenesis-related protein PR-4
Exons: 2
Coding region: 112-540 (142 amino acids)
Biological process (GO): defense response to bacterium; defense response to fungus
Molecular function (GO): RNA nuclease activity
Source: RefSeq, a predicted model, not a curated record
CAUUCACAUAAAUCUUAUAACAAAUUCAUUAUCAUAAAUAGGCAACAGUCUCUAGCAGAGUAAUCAACCAAAUUAAAUCUUGAAAAAUAGUUGGAAAAUUACUUAAGAAAUAUGGAGAAAAACAGUCUUUUGGUGAUGGUUUUGGUGUGCCUUGCACUAGCAGUUGGCACUGCAGCACAGAGUGCAAAUAAUGUGAGAGCAACAUACCAUAUCUAUAAUCCACAAAAUUUUGGGUGGAAUUAUUUCACAGCAAGUGUAUAUUGCUCAACAUAUGAUGGCAACAAGCCUUUGGCUUUUCGCAAAAAGUAUGGUUGGACUGCCUUUUGUGGCCCUGUUGGUCCUCGUGGCCAAGAAUCUUGUGGCAAGUGUCUCAGGGUAACAAACAUAGCUACAGGAGCUCAAACAACUGUGAGAAUAGUUGAUCAAUGCAGCAAUGGAGGGUUAGACCUGGAUGUCAACGUAUUUAACCAAAUUGACACCAAUGGUCAAGGUCAUGCUCAAGGUCACCUUCGAGUCAAUUACCAAUUUAUUAACUGCUAAACCAACUAGCUGAAAUAAUCAAUAACUUAUAGCCAAUGAGCCUAUGCUGUUUUUCUUAUGUUUUAGAUAAAUAAGUCACUGGUUGUUGAGGGUUUACUUUGUGAACUUGCUCCAGUAGUCCAAUAUAUGAAUAAAGACCAUUUAUUGGUCUGUUGUCUAA